AUGGAUAAGGCUUGGAUGCAUAUCAAAGAUAGAUUGCAAUCCAAUGAGUAUGCUGAAGGUGUUAGACAAUUCCUGUCUAUGGCGCAAGCCCACACACCUGCAUCUAAUCACAUUAGGUGUCCAUGUAGGAGAUGCCGUAAUAGAGCUUUCCAUUCCAUUCAUACAAUCGAAGAUCAUUUGUUCAUCAUGGGGAUUGAUCCAACUUAUACGGAAUGGAUAUUCCAUGGGGAAGAUGAUCCUUUCCUAGAUGCUACAUUUUCUGACGAAGAAGAAGAUGAUGCCUCGGCUUACAGUGACUACAUUAAUGAUGUCGAUGAGAUGUUAGAUGAUAUUCGUCAUGGGUCAUUUUUGGAUAAUUCAUAUAGAAAUGAUGGAAAUGCAAACCCACAUGAACAACCAUCCACCUCUACUACGCCAACAAACCUUAAUUUCGAGGAGUUGGUAGCUGAUGCACGACAUCCACUUUAUCCUUCAUGCGAUAAGUUUUCAAAGCUAUCAUUUAUCGUAAAGUUGCUUCACAUCAAGAGCAUUGCUGGUUGGACCAUGAAGUCAUUUGAUAUGGUGUUAAAGCUUUUGCAAGUUGCAUUUCCCGAUGCUCUAUUCCCUGACUCAUAUAACGAUGCUCGUCGCUUGCAGCGUGGCUUGGGUUUUAGUUACAAAAAGAUACAUGUGUGUCCAAAUGAUUGUGCCUUGUUUUGGAGUGAAAAUGCAUCAUUAAAUGCCUGCCCUAAAUGUAACGCAUCUAGGUGGAUUGAAGAAACAAGUAAGCAACGAAGGAUACCACAAAAGGUUCUUCGAUAUUUCCCCCUGAAGCUACGCUUGCAGAGGCUAUUUAUGUCAAAGAAGACAGCCAAAGCCAUGAGAUGGCAUGUAGAAGCUCGGGUUGAUGAUCCAACAUGCAUGCGACAUCCAGCAGAUUCUAAGGUAUGGAAAGACUUUGAUCACAAGCAUGAGAGGUUUUCCCAAGAUCCUCGCAAUGUUAGACUUGCUUUGGCGAGUGAUGGGUUUAACCCAUUCAAUAACAUGAGCAAACCGUACAGUAUAUGGCCAGUACUACUUGUACCUUACAACUUGCCCCCUUGGUCAUGCAUGAAAGAUCCAUACACCAUGUUGUCCUUGCUAAUCCCUGGCCCUAAGUCACCAGGGAAUGAUAUUGAUGUGUUCUUACGUCCUCUUAUGGGAAGUUGA
This is a messenger RNA of Juglans regia (Persian walnut), 1188 nucleotides long. RefSeq lists its product as uncharacterized. NCBI's taxonomy places the organism in Eukaryota, Viridiplantae, Streptophyta, Magnoliopsida, Fagales, Juglandaceae. Bases 1 to 1188 code for a protein of 395 amino acids. The record is from RefSeq and is a predicted model, not a curated record. The transcript has a single exon.